Messenger RNA from Chanos chanos (milkfish), 1320 nucleotides. RefSeq names its product osteoclast stimulating factor 1 (gene ostf1). Gene Ontology annotation, molecular function: protein binding. NCBI's taxonomy places the organism in Eukaryota, Metazoa, Chordata, Actinopteri, Gonorynchiformes, Chanidae. Gene Ontology annotation, biological process: signal transduction. The record is from RefSeq and is a predicted model, not a curated record. The transcript has 10 exons. Bases 104 to 748 code for a protein of 214 amino acids.
CAUAGGCAGCGCGUACGGACAGGAGUGCACCAGCCUAUUAAAAACAAGUAUAUUGUUUUUAUUUACAGUUUAUUUUUCAUUCCGCAGCGUAUUUACACUAAUCAUGUCAAAGCCUCCUCCUAAGCCAGCCAAACCAGGUCAGGUGAAGGUGUUCCGGGCGUUAUUCACCUUUGACCCACGGACGCCAGAUGAGUUGUACUUUGAAGAGGGUGAUAUUCUGUACAUCUCUGACACAAGUGACAGUAACUGGUGGAAGGGGACCUGCAGGGGAAGGACUGGUCUCAUUCCCAGUAACUAUGUGGCUGAGCAGGCAGAGUCCAUAGACAACCCUAUGCAUGAGGCAGCCAAGCGAGGUAACCUGAGCUGGCUGAGAGAAUGCCUGGACAACAAGGUGGGAAUUAACGGGCUGGAUAAGGCGGGAAACACAGCUCUGUACUGGGCGUGUCACGGAGGACACAAAGAUGUGGUGGAGCUGCUCUUGGCCCAGCCGAACUGUGAGCUCAACCAGCAGAAUAAACUGGGAGACACAGCCCUGCAUGCAGCCGCCUGGAAAGGAUACGCUGACAUCGUGGAGUUACUGCUCAACAGGAAUGCCAGGACAGACAUUGUGAAUAAUGAGAAGAAACUGGCCCUGGAAAUGGCCACCAAUGCACAGUGUGCUUCACUGCUGAAGAGGAAACAGGGCAGCGUCAUCUCACGCACACUCAGCAACGCUGAGGAGUAUCUGGACGAGGAAGACUCUGACUGAAGGGGGAGGAAGAAUGUGUCUGUGCCCAUGUGUGUUCAUUCAAGCAUUUUCCAUGUGCCUGUGUCUGGUAACGUCCAGCACAUAGCAUGUCUGUCUGUGUGUGUGUGUGUGUGUCUGUGUUCAGCUCAAAGAGAACAUUAUUAACGGUGAUGGGACGUGUGUGUGUGUCUGUGCUUCCAUCAGUAAAGGCUUUUGUUUCGGCAUUCCUGACCCUGUAAAACUGCACAGUCUUUGUGUUCGUGCGUUCACGGCGAACUCUGUUUGGACCGUAAUGCGUGUGGUCUACGCCUGUGGCAUGGUCUCUAUUUAUUCUCCACAAAAGCUGCUCCUCUGAUUCUGAGUUUUUGUUUUAACCUAAAAGUGCCUUUAAAAAUUAAGAUCUUAUCAGAGCACUUUUGCUAGGAAGAGAGAGAGAGAGUGUGUGUGUGUGUGUGUGUGCGUGCACAUUGCUGCGCGCCUGGUGUGUGUGUGCGCGUGUGUGUGUGUCGGUCGGUUCAUGCUUUUGGAUUUUCCUGGCCUGUAUGUUUGCCAUAUUAAAAUCUAUGCAAUAAACAGUUACAUGUCUACUUUGA